Schistocerca gregaria is the source of this 1791-nucleotide messenger RNA. It is a transcript of the gene Coq4, whose product is annotated as ubiquinone biosynthesis protein COQ4 homolog, mitochondrial. Gene Ontology annotation, biological process: ubiquinone biosynthetic process. Gene Ontology annotation, cellular component: mitochondrion; mitochondrial inner membrane. The transcript has 6 exons. The record is from RefSeq and is a predicted model, not a curated record. Bases 29 to 895 code for a protein of 288 amino acids. Lineage: Eukaryota; Metazoa; Arthropoda; Insecta; Orthoptera; Acrididae.
UACUUCACGACCAAACACGAGAUAAAAAAUGGCGAUGUGUCGGUGGUGUAUAUGGACGAAGAGCGGAAAAGUCGUGAAUAUCUUAAACAGACCAGACUCUUCCAUCAGCCACAGAUGUCUGCAUAAUUCGUAUAAUGCAUUUCAGCAAAGUACAGGAAGAUUUGAGGCAGAUGCUCUAAUAAACAUAAGCCAUCAACAGAACUUUGAAGCUGACUAUGCCUCUUCACACAUUCCCACUUCAACUUUUCAAAAAAUAGCACUGUUCUUUGGUUCAUCUGCUGUUGCCCUCAUGGAUCCUUCAAGGGGUGACAUGAUUGCUACUUUGGGUGAAACAGGAGGAGAGGGACCAAUUAAGUAUAUGCAGCAGAAGAUGCUACAGAAUGGUGAAGGAAAACAAAUCUUAAUGGAAAAGCCUCGAAUUAAUUCUGGAACUGUUGACCUUCAAAAGUUGAGGGAACUACCAGAAGGAAGUCUGGGAAGAAUCUACACUGACUUCCUUGAUAAGAAUAAAGUUGGUCCUGACUCUCGUUUAAUGGUUCAGUUCAUUGAUGAUGUGGAAUUGGCAUAUGUUAUUCAGAGGUACCGAGAGGUGCAUGAUCUAGUUCAUGCAAUCCUAGGAAUGCCAACAAACAUGCUUGGUGAAGUGACAGUGAAAUGGAUAGAAGCAAUACAAAACAAAUUACCUAUGACUGUGGGGGGAGCUGUUUUUGGAGCAAUACGCCUCGCCCCAAAGCAAAGGAAGAAGUACGUGCAAUAUUACUUACCCUGGGCAAUUAAAACAGGUUUGACAAGUGAAUUUUUGCUGAACAUAUAUUUUGAGAAACGCUGGGAACAGCAAGUCUCUGAUCUUCUUAAUGAGGUACAUAUAACACCAUUAAAAAUACCAAAGACGUGAAGACUAAUAGAAACAUAAAAGUUCCGUGGAUAAUUAAAGAAUAUCAGUUAAUUACUGUAAGGUUGCACUCUGGUAUUCAAGAAGGCACCUGUCAAGAGUGUGGACAAGGUUGUAUGUAGUGCUCAUUGCAGAAAGUAUUUAUUGUGAUGAAAUCCAAUAAGCUACACAGCUGUAAAAAUAUUUAUACAAAGUUUAUCCACUUUCAACAGGUCUUUCAAAUUAUUCAUGUGAAAUAAAUAAUAAAAAAUGACAGUGCACAUUUUUGUAUCCACAAGAAAAUAUAUUAUUUUUAUAGCACAAAAUUAAUUUUAUUUCAUUCUUCUACAUUUUCUCCGUGCUAUGUUAAUAUAUUACUUUUAAUGGUUUUAAAUGUAAAUUAGAGAAAACAGCCUAACUGCAACAGUUAACAGAAAAUAUGCAUUGUCCUUAAAAAGAGGAAAAAAUUACUAGUAAGCUACAAUGAAGUGGUGUGAAGUGAUGUGAGUUGUUGAUAAAGAGUUAUUUGUGCAAAUUCUACUUAACAAAACUGUAUACAUGCCAAAAAUUAAGGUAUGAAAUACAACACACACUGAUCUUCAAAUGGAAAUAAGUCCAAAUUUAUAUAAAAUAAUACUUGUCUUCAUUGCAAUCCUCAUAUCCAGUGUCAAAAGUGUCCACAUUUUAAUUCUAUUUUCUUUGUCGUUUCACAAGAGGAUUUCUCCACUGUCUUGUUGCAUCAGGUGAUGGUGUUACUGGCUUGAAUGUGAAUUCUGUUAUACAGAACGGUACUAUUUAAAAUCACAAUUAACUCAUCACAAUACAGUAUCUUUCUAUGUUUAAUUAUUAAUUAUUGAAACAAUCAAAUCCAAAGCCAGCUGACAGACAUACAUAGAGAAAAUAAAGAAAAUGAAUCUCUU